CCAAAAUUUAAAACCACCGCUCACCGCCAUACCUCCCGCCACCGUUGCGUUGGAAGCAUGGACUACAAGCAGAGGCUAAUUUUGGCGGCGAAAUGCGUGUACGACGGCGAGUUACGCGCCACCGGAGAAUCGCGUGUCGAUUCCUCGGAUUUUGGAAUCCAGGCGACACUCAAACCGCACCAAGUCGAAGGUGUGUCGUGGCUCAUCCGCCGCUACCACCUCGGCGUCAACGUCAUACUUGGUAUUGCUAGCCUUUACCUUUCUAUGGGACUGGGAAAAACGUUGCAAGCUGUCACACUUUUGAGUUACCUGAAAGUAUGCCUGAAGUUUUCUGGACCAUUCCUGGUCUUGUGCCCUCUCAGUGUAACUGAUGGUUGGGUCUCAGAAGUGGCGAAUUUUGCUCCAAAGUUGAGAUUGCUUCGUUAUGUUGGGGAUAAAGAAUAUAGAUGCAAAUUGCGCAGGGAAAUGAGUGAGUAUGUAAAAGAAAGUUCAUUCUCAUCUCACGUUCCAUCAUUGCCGUUUGAUGUGCUAUUGACGACUUAUGACAUUGCAUUGAUUGAUCAGGACUUUCUAUCCCAAUUCCCUUGGCAUUAUGCAAUUAUUGAUGAAGCACAGAGACUCAAAAACCCUUCCAGUGUCUUAUAUACUAUUUUGAGAGAGCGGUUUGUCAUCCCAAGAAAAUUGCUUCUCACUGGAACGCCAGUUCAAAACAAUCUUACUGAACUUUGGGCUCUGAUGCACUUCUGUAUGCCUUUGAUCUUUGGAACGCUGGAGCAGUUUCUUUCUUAUUUCAAGGAAGCUGGAGAUCCUUCAUCAGGUCAAGGUGCACUAAAAGUGAAGGAACAGUUUGAGAUCUUAAAGUAUGUGCUGGGUGCAUUUAUGCUUCGAAGGACCAAAUCUGCACUUAUGGAGUCUGGAACUCUGAUGCUGCCUCCUGUUACUGAAAUAACCGUGAUGGCACCUUUGUCUCCUCUGCAGAAGAAGGUUUAUAUGUCAAUACUCAGAAAGGAACUUCCAAAGCUGCUUGCACUUGCUUCUAGAGGAACAAAUGCUCCAUCUUUGCAUAAUAUCGUAAUUCAGCUCCGGAAAGCAUGUAGCCACCCGUAUCUUUUCCCAGGUAUUGAGCCUGAACCAUAUCAGGAGGGUGAGCACCUGGUUCAGGUUAGUGGUAAACUUCUAAUUUUAGAUCAGCUACUUAUGAAGCUGCAUGACUCUGGCCAUCGCGUUCUAUUGUUUGCCCAGAUGACUCAUACACUUGACAUAAUACAGGACUUCUUAGAAAUGAGAAAAUAUACUUAUGAGCGUCUUGAUGGUUCAAUUCGAGCAGAGGAGCGAUUUGCUGCAAUUAGAAAUUUCAGCAUAAAUUCAAGUGCUAAUAUUAACACUCAUCAGAGCACACCUUUUGUCUUUUUGAUAUCCACACGAGCUGGGGGAGUGGGACUAAAUCUUGUGGCUGCUGAUACAGUCAUAUUUUAUGAGCAAGAUUGGAAUCCUCAAGUGGACAAGCAGGCUUUGCAGCGUGCACAUAGAAUUGGCCAGAGCAAUCAUGUAUUGUGUAUUAAUUUGGUUACUGGGCGUACAGUUGAGGAGGUAAUUAUGCGUAGAGCAAGAAGGAAGCUACAACUCAGCCAUAAUGUUAUAGGAGAUGAAAUGCUGGAUCGUGAGGGAAGUUAUGGAGGAACUGAAGCUGGCGAUUUGAAAUCUGUUAUAUUUGGUUUGCAUGUCUUCGGUCCCAUGGAGAUGGAUACUGAAAAAUCAGAUGACCAAUUGGAUAAGAGUGAACUGGCUGUUUUAGCUGAAAAGGUCAUUGCGUCCCGCCAUGAGUUACAAUCAGAUGUGAGGGAUAGGAAGCUUGAGAUCAAUUCAAUGAAUCGGGUAAAUGAUCAAGAUUUAGUCAAACAAGAUGCUUCUGAGUCUAUGGACUUUGAUCCCGGCCUUGAUGAAGCUUCAUAUAUGUCAUGGGUCGAGAAGUUUAAGCAACCAUCUCCAGAACAAGACAGUGACGUACUGGAAUUAGGAAAUAAAAGAUGCUUACCGGAUGAGAAACACAUUAAAGCUGAAGCUGCUCGAAGGAAGGCAGAGGAGAAAAAAAUACUCAAAUGGGAGACACUUGGAUAUCACUCACUCUCUGUCAGCAAUCCUGUCAUUCCAGUCAAUCAGGAUGUGAUGUCAGAUGCUGGCUCAGUUCAUUUUGUUUAUGGAGACUGCACAACUACUGCAGCAGUUACCCCUUCUGAGUCCACUAUUAUAUUCAGUUGUGUUGAUAAUUCUGGAAAUUGGGGGCAUGGGGGUCUGUUUGAUGCCCUGGCUAGGCUGUCAGCAUCUAUCCCCAGUGCAUACCAGCGGGCUUCAGAAUUUGGAGAUCUCCAUCUGGGUGAUUUACAUCUCAUAGAAAUUACUGAGGACCAUGGUGAGCUGAGAACUCCUACUGAUCUUCGUCAGUGGGUUGGUUUAGCUGUUGUGCAGUCAUAUAAUCAGAGGCGUAAAGUUCCUCGCGGUGAUAUCUCUAUGGCUGAUUUGGAAGUUUGCCUUGCAAAAGCAUCAUUUUCAGCCGCUCAAUAUUCAGCUUCAAUCCACAUGCCCCGGGUUAAUUAUCAGCACGGGACAGACCGCUCAGAAUGGUAUACUGUUGAACGCCUACUUCGAAAAUAUGCAGCAAUGUAUGGCAUUAAUAUUUAUGUAUAUUAUUAUCGGCGCGCUGAAUGAAGCAUCCAACAUCUUGGUAUUAUCCAGCAUUCUCCGUGUAAAAUAUUGGACUUAAACUGAUGCUUACACUGCUGUUCAUUUUGCUCUGUGGAUUGUAAUGCUAUAAUAUUUAAAUUUCAGCUUUAUAUAUUAUCGCUGUCCUUUUAAUA
This is a messenger RNA of Salvia miltiorrhiza (redroot sage), 2855 nucleotides long. RefSeq names its product probable helicase CHR10. The record is from RefSeq and is a predicted model, not a curated record. Lineage: Eukaryota; Viridiplantae; Streptophyta; Magnoliopsida; Lamiales; Lamiaceae. The transcript has 16 exons. Gene Ontology annotation, biological process: DNA repair; chromatin remodeling. Gene Ontology annotation, molecular function: DNA helicase activity; ATP-dependent chromatin remodeler activity; ATP binding. Bases 58 to 2706 code for a protein of 882 amino acids.